AUGUCAUUGAUGGUGUGAUAUGGUCUACUGUGAAAACGGAUACCUCGGAUUCUCUUCAAUUAACUAAUUCUAGCGUCCAGCUAUAUACUAUAUUAAAUAAUGAUCAUCCUCAUAUUCAUAUCAGUAAAUACUCUCCUCAAUUUGCUAUACUAUCUCAUGAAAACACCAAAGUAUUUUUAAGUCACGGUGGUGCGUCUAGUAGUCACGAAUCUAUGUAUACUGCAACACCAAUGCUCGUGCUUCCUAUAAUGGGUGAUCAACCUAAGAAUGCUGAAAAGUUAGAGUUGGCUGGUAUAGCUUUGAGAAUUUCAAGGUGGAAUUUAACAGUCGAUGAUAUAGUAUCAAAGGUUAAGAGAUUAUUAAAUGAAGAAAGCUUUAAAAAGAAUGCAGAAAGAUUACAAUUUCUGGCAAGAGUUAAUAGUAAAAGAAAGUAUAGAGCUGCUGAUUUAAUUGAAAUAGUGAUGAAUACGGCAAAGUAUGAAGGAAUUAAAGAUGAAAAUGGUGGAUUUAAAAUUAAUAAUGAAAAUUUAUUGAGAGAUUGGAUUACUCCUGAUUCGAGAAUGGGCUUUAUUAGAAGCAAAUAUUUAGAUGUUUAUGCUGUCGCUAUUAUUCUAUUUUUAGCAUUAAGCGGGAUUUUUGGUUAUGCUUCGUGGAAAAUUGCUAGAUACUCUUAUAUUAGAUUUAGUAGUAGUAAGUCUCAUUUAAAGCAUAAAGAAGUGUAG
Molecule: messenger RNA, 722 nt
Organism: Racocetra persica
Lineage: Eukaryota; Fungi; Glomeromycota; Glomeromycetes; Diversisporales; Gigasporaceae
Source: the annotation of a GenBank genome assembly